AUGCCCACGAAACUUGAAGUCAACGUGAACAAUAUCAUAUUUGAAUCUUAUUCAGUUGAUCCAGCCACCGGGCAUCCUAUUUACGCAUUCGACUCGACCUAUUUGCCAUCAGCAGCGGAGAUCAACGAUAGCACAGUAUAUGAAGUACUUCUGGAUAGGCUUAUGGAUAACCUGAUAAACAGGCUCCCCUCCAAGCCGUUUUCACUUGUCGUAUUUUCUUCAGGUUUCACUGCUAAUGGCAUAAAUUGGGUGGAUGGGAUCCGAAUGUAUGCCCGACUACCAAGGCAGAAUAAAAACUACUUACAAAAGAUGUACAUCGUCCACGAGUCAUUCUUCAUAAGGACAGUCUACCAGGUUCUGAAGAAUGUGAUGAACAUCAAGUUCCUGAACGGCGGCAACUCAAAGGAUACCUUGGUGCAUGUUUCCAACCUUAGUGAGCUGGCCGAACAUAUAGACAUUACAAGGCUACGGAUAUCUUUGAAUGUGUACCUCUAUGAUUACGAAAUUAACGACACAAUCAAGAUUCCGGACUGGUUUAAAAGCUCUAAAGGCGAGCUCUCUCGAAAGGAAUACCGACAGCUAAUCUUUGAUAAGAUUUUCAAACGGCUUACGUUAGAGGCCCCGCAACAUCCCCUCGUAUUCCAAAAGCCUGGAUCGUACAAGAAAAUAAACAUCCUAUUGGAUGUCAUUGAGCGGAAUAAUUAUAUUGAUUUAUCUCAAUGGGAUAUUUAUUCUAUUGCGUCCGUUUUCCUGCAUUUCAUCAAGAGUAAGUCGAAACCUUUGUUCCCAAUAGACCUGCUCCCGUUGCCCAUUGACGAUAGCUUCGAGUACACAUACAACACAUUUUUUGCAAUGAUGGCAUAUAAUGGAUACUACGACUUGGUAGCCGCCAUAUUUCCAUUUCUGCAUACCCUACUGGAAAAUACCAAAGUCACCAAUCACACUUACAUGACAUUGAGCAAAUGUCUAACCUCCGCAAUGUGCAAGGAAAAAGUGUCCAUGAAGUCAGGCGACCGUCUUGCAGUUGGCACGCGCUUCAUCCGGAACUUGCUGAUCCAUUUCGAUGGAAUAAGAGCCAAAAUGUCAAAACACAAUGGAUUACAUCGUAGAUCGAAGUCCGUUUCCGCUCGCAGCUUGCCCCGUCACAUGCUACCAUCCCGCGCAAAAGAAUCCGCACAUAGGCGCUCUAAGACCUCCGACGAGGCGCAACUGGGGUCGCCAUCUUCUCGUUCCCCUUCUCCACCCCCCUUGCCAAAGCGUAUGCCAACCAACUUACCAACGCCGGGUGCGAUUCCUAAUUCCACAUCAACACCUGCCAAGUGUAUGCCUGACCUACCCACACGUGGUAGUCCACGCAAGGCUGCCGGGCCAGGAGUCUCCAGCAACAACGUUUUCUCGGAUACUAAUACCCUAAAAACCAAGUCAUCCUGCCCCUCGCUGCGCACCACCGACGCGUCCGUACUCUCCCUCAACGACGCAGAGACAGAUACCGAACUUUCCUUAACCAAGUCUAAAUCAGCAUCUCCCUCGGAAGCUGCCCCGCCAAUGAAACUCAGAAACAUGUCCUCCAACAUCUCUUUAAGACUUUCCAGCUCCACCCUCUGGAAGGAGUCGCCGGCUAGUCCCGAUGGAAAAUCCUCGCGAACCUCCGAGUCUCGCCGCCCGUCCUCUGCCAAGCCGAGUGCGGAUGCAGUGAUCACGGACGGGCUUAGAAAGGACUCCGAUCCCCUCGUCCUCGUCGAGAACAUCCGGAGCCUCGCUCUUGACAAGAAUGAGAAAAUACAGACCUUCGAUCUCGAGUUGCGGCGCAAGAAGCUCAGGACCCAUCAAGUUGCCGGCACUACUAAGUUUUCGCCUACCAGCUACUCCGACAUCCCGUCCGGUAAUAAGGUUUCGCGCCUCGCAUCUCUGUACGAACAGCGCCUACAGGGCCUAAAAAUCAUGAGUGAAGUCAAACGCGACUGA
Eremothecium gossypii ATCC 10895 is the source of this 1965-nucleotide messenger RNA. RefSeq names its product Ecm25p (gene ECM25). The record is from RefSeq and is marked provisional. The transcript has a single exon. Gene Ontology annotation, cellular component: cytoplasm. Gene Ontology annotation, biological process: small GTPase-mediated signal transduction. Bases 1 to 1965 code for a protein of 654 amino acids. Gene Ontology annotation, molecular function: GTPase activator activity. NCBI's taxonomy places the organism in Eukaryota, Fungi, Ascomycota, Saccharomycetes, Saccharomycetales, Saccharomycetaceae.